CGCCGCUUGGUGCAUCUUUGCUAAAAGAAACGUGGCCUUAGAGGGUUACCGGCUGGCUCGCGUGUGAUCUACGAAUGACACGCAUACAAUUCCGGCUUUGUCCUCCAUCUGUUGGGCCUUUUUUCGAGUGGGGUCUGAUUACAGAACCUUGUUUUUUCCGCACAUUUCUCGCGCUACCCGCCGUCUCUGCCUUACCAGCCGCGACCCACGGCGAGAUAUGUCUGAGGUGGAGAAAGCCAGCAACUCGGCUCCGGAGACCGUCACCGCUCUCCUGGACGUCCUAAACACCACCGACUCGAACGGGAAUGAGGCGCUCAACGCGACCGCCAAAUUCGUGGCCACGCCGGAGGGCACGGCACUGGCUUACGGCAGCCUGGUGCUCAUGGCUCUGGUGCCCAUCUUCUUCGGAGCUCUGCGCUCCGUGGCCUGCUCCAAGUCCAAGGAGCUUGGAAAACAAGCGUACAAGUCAGGCAUACGAAACACGUCAGACAUGCCAGAGACCAUCACCAGCAGAGAAGCUGCCAAAUUCCCCAUCAUUGCCAGCUGUACUCUCUUUGGACUCUACCUUUUUUUCAAGGUGUUUUCUCAAGAGUACAUAAACCUGCUACUGUCGGCCUACUUCUUUGUGCUUGGUGUGUUGGCGCUGUCUCACACGACAAGUCCUCUGCUGUCCAGAAUCUUCCCCUCUUCUGUGCCAAACAAGCAGUACCAGCUGCUCUUCACACAGGGUGCUGGUGAGGCCAAAGAAGAGAUCAUUAACUACGAGUUUGACACAAACAACUUGGUGUGUCUGCUUUGUAGCAGCGUGGUUGGCGUCUGGUACGUUCUCAAAAAGCAUUGGAUCGCUAACAAUCUCUUUGGCCUGGCCUUUGCCCUCAACGGAGUGGAACUUCUGCACCUGAACAAUGUCAGUACCGGAUGCAUCCUGUUAGGGGGGCUGUUUGUCUACGAUAUCUUCUGGGUAUUUGGUACCAAUGUCAUGGUGACAGUUGCCAAGUCUUUUGAGGCGCCGAUUAAACUGGUCUUUCCACAAGACUUAUUGGAGAAAGGUCUGGAUGCCAGCAACUUCGCCAUGCUGGGUCUUGGUGACAUCGUCAUCCCGGGCAUCUUCAUUGCGCUGCUGCUGCGUUUUGACGUCAGCCUGAAGAAGAACAGCAGGACAUAUUUCUGCAGCAGCUUCCUGGCCUACAUCUUCGGACUGGGCCUCACCAUCUUUGUCAUGCACACCUUCAAACAUGCACAGCCCGCUCUGCUCUAUCUGGUACCUGCCUGUGUCGGCUUCCCCGUUGUAGUGGCUCUCUUCAAAGGAGAACUUACUGAGAUGUUCAGGUACGAGGAGACCUUUGGGGAGGAGGGCCUAGCUAAAGAUGACGCGGCAGAAUCACUGAAGAAGGACCAAUAACAUUCACCGAUCACAUCUGCCUCGCAAACACUCUCAUACUGCCAGCCUCCGCCCACAACUUCUCAUCUGGCUGCUUCCUGCCAUGCUUCCUAUCACUUGUCAUUCUGCAACCUUAUUGUCUGCAGGGGGGCAAGGAGCCCUCUUUCAUCAAUACGUUGCAAGGAUAAUCAGAUGAGGGCAGAAACUUGAUGGGUGAGGUGACAAAAAUCAAUAAAAUUAAUACAUAAAUCAAAAAAAGAAUCAAUGAAUGAAUGAAUGAAUGAAUGAAUGAAUGAAUGAAUUCAAAAGGCCUUGUUAGGGCGUUGAUAAAGAAUUUUAUCACAAGCCUUUUGCGUAUCAUUUGGACAACAAAAAUUGUGAUGUGCCUUUUCCACCCCUAAUUAUUUUAAUUCUCAUGAUUACUUAAAUCAUAAAAAAACGGGGUCCCAACAUGUUAUUAUUAACAUUAAUUAUGUUAAGGGGUUAAUAUAGGUAAAAAGGUUAUUUCAAAGGGCUGUUCCAGCAUUUUUUGUAAAAUAAUCAUGAAUAUUUGAUAAUGUAAACUUCAUUAUAAAUGCUCACUUGCCCUCAUCUGCGCUCUUGCAUCUAAAUGGUCACGACAUCAUGGUUGAAUGUCAUCAUGCAUCCUUUUUCUUUUUUAAGAUUGUUUUCUAGGUUUAUUGAGAUAAGAUAAAAGGGAGUUUUCCAAAGGUAUAUGGGUAUUUCACAAUAAAACAUUAUUUCACAGAAGUCUUUUUGAUGUUGCGGUUGUGCUUUGUUUUCCAAUUGGAUAAGAGUAUUUAGGGAAGUGUUUAUUGUGUGUGUUUAUUUGGAAGGGUACAUUUGCUCUCAUAAUCCUCAAAUUUUAAAUGCUUUCUUCUUCGUUGUUCAUGCUCCCUUUGCUCAAUUUUCUUUUCUAACUUGAUGUUAAGGAGAGAGAAAAAAACAAAUGGAUGAAUAAUUGCUCUUCUCUAGCUCACUUUGGUUGAGGACUGCAUGUUAAUGUUUUUGGUGUGCAUAAAAAAAAUAGAACUUUGA
This is a messenger RNA of Syngnathus typhle (broad-nosed pipefish), 2419 nucleotides long. RefSeq names its product histocompatibility (minor) 13 (gene hm13). The transcript has 12 exons. The coding region runs from base 218 to 1402 and encodes 394 amino acids. The record is from RefSeq and is a predicted model, not a curated record. Gene Ontology annotation, biological process: membrane protein proteolysis. Gene Ontology annotation, cellular component: cytoplasmic side of endoplasmic reticulum membrane; lumenal side of endoplasmic reticulum membrane; membrane. NCBI's taxonomy places the organism in Eukaryota, Metazoa, Chordata, Actinopteri, Syngnathiformes, Syngnathidae. Gene Ontology annotation, molecular function: aspartic endopeptidase activity, intramembrane cleaving.